Molecule: messenger RNA, 504 nt
Organism: Toxorhynchites rutilus septentrionalis
Lineage: Eukaryota; Metazoa; Arthropoda; Insecta; Diptera; Culicidae
Gene: ND-MWFE
Product: NADH dehydrogenase [ubiquinone] 1 alpha subcomplex subunit 1
Exons: 3
Coding region: 96-311 (71 amino acids)
Source: RefSeq, a predicted model, not a curated record
CAUCAACUGUCAGCUGUGCGCGAAUGAAAUUAUUUUGUUGCAUAUAUUCGACGGUCGCUCUUGCUUUUCACGGUUAAAAACAUCAACACAACGCGAUGUGGUUCGAAAUUUUACCUUCUUUCGGCAUCGUGACCGUCUUUAUGUCCGUUCCUGGAUUUGCUAUGUACGGUUUGCACAAGCUAGUACUGGGAAAUGCUUACCGGCGUAAUACUGACGAGAGAUGGGAACGCGUCAUGUAUGUAAGGGAUAUGAGGCUCACUGGUAAUCCCUACCAAGGCAAUGGAUUGGAAUCUAUUCCGGAUAAAAACUAAAAACAUGAUUUAAAAUUAUCAUUCACAGUAGAAUAAAAAGGAGUGAGGAAAACGAAAUAUGAGUAUUUUGAACUUAAUAAUCUGUAACAAUAAUAGGUCAUGGCUUUUAAAUUAUUUGACCACUGGUUUACACAACCUUAUAGAAGGAUAGUUCAAUGAUUUCUGAAUUGAUAAAACAGUUUUCAAGCUGAAA